AAACUUAUAUUAUUAAACGGGGGAGUAAAACAAAAUGGGCUCAAGGAGGAAGAAGCCGAAAACAGCGUCGAAAAGAGAUGAGACUUUUAUAAACCAGCUGUCGAGCUUCCUUGUUUUGAGGCGAAAAAGGACGACGCCAUCAGCUUCAAAAACCUCCCGAUAAACAUCAACGUAUAAACUUAACCAGAUAACGUCGCACCUCCUUUUUUUUCCCCUCAGAUUCCCAACACAAAAACAGAGAGAUGCUGGAAGGGAAAGCAAUGAUAAAGGAAACAGACAUGCCUGAGAAGAUGCAGAGCCAAGCCAUGGCUUCUGCUUCGCAGGCACUAGAUCUCUACGAUGUCUCUGAUUGCAUCUCCAUUGCCGCCCACAUUAAAAAGGAAUUUGACAAGAGAUAUGGAGGUGGGUGGCAGUGUGUGGUGGGCUCUAAUUUUGGUUGCUUCUUCACCCACACGAAGGGGACUUUCGUUUACUUCGCACUUGAGAGACUCAAUUUUCUCAUCUUCAAGGGAUCUUCUUCGUAAUUUCGGGAACAAAGAAAACCCAGAAAAACUUGAAAAAGAAAAUGGGGGAAAAACCCAGAGGGGAUUGGCACGAUCAGAAUCAUGUACUAUGCUGUUAGGGUUUAUAGUUUUUUUUUUUUUUUUUUUUCUGAAUGCGAUAUUAUUAGAGGAUUAGUAGUAGUUGAACUUUCAAUGUUUAAUUAUUUCAAUCAGAGAUUUCUCAUGUCGUGAUCAGUUCUACAAACUUUACACUAUCUGCAACGUUUAACGGUA
Messenger RNA from Carica papaya (papaya), 776 nucleotides. RefSeq lists its product as uncharacterized. Gene Ontology annotation, cellular component: cytoplasmic dynein complex. Gene Ontology annotation, biological process: microtubule-based process. Gene Ontology annotation, molecular function: dynein intermediate chain binding. NCBI's taxonomy places the organism in Eukaryota, Viridiplantae, Streptophyta, Magnoliopsida, Brassicales, Caricaceae. The record is from RefSeq and is a predicted model, not a curated record.